This is a messenger RNA of Myzus persicae (green peach aphid), 765 nucleotides long. RefSeq lists its product as uncharacterized. Bases 253 to 720 code for a protein of 155 amino acids. NCBI's taxonomy places the organism in Eukaryota, Metazoa, Arthropoda, Insecta, Hemiptera, Aphididae. The record is from RefSeq and is a predicted model, not a curated record. The transcript is spliced from 2 exons.
CAUGUGUUUUUUUUUCAUUCUGUAAUUGUUUCUGUUAUAUUAACCUCUUAAUAUACAUCUACUUAGUAUUUUAACGAUAAUUUUCAUUUAAUAUCACUAAUUUUAAAAAACCUCAGUUACUUACUAUAAUAUAAUAUUAUAAAGUAUCUAAGAUUGAUUUACUAGCACCAUCUGAAACCACUUCAGUGUCACGUCAAAACUGAUCUACUGCUCAACCGUGUGUACGUGUCGAUAAGUUCCGAAUCAAUCAACAUGUCGAACUUACCAUCACCAAUAGCAACCGACGACUCCGCCCUAGAAUUAGUAAGGAUUUUCGAGAGGUGUACUGAAAUCCUGCAGUCUACAGGAUUAGACGACCAGUUUGCAGCCACGCUGAGGCCGCGUCCAGUGUCUGAUUUAGCAGAAGACCCGAUUAUAUUGGCCAUGUACAAUCGGGGUUGGGAUGACUGGACUGCAGGCAUCAACUUAGUCCACAGCUCCACAAAAGGCAUCCGAACACGAUCACUAUCCGAACUCGAAUAUAUGGAAUUACUUGAUCUUCACUUGAGGACUCGUAUUCUAUUGGAGAGAGAAGGUGGUUUGUCAAACGUUUUUGAACGUGUUUGGGCAAUAGUGGGCUUGUUUUCAAUGGACAAAAUACGAAAUUCCCCGAUACUAUGGGCGGCAUAUACACGUGGUUGGGAUGACCAUAGAAAUGAAAGUGACCUUGAUUUUAAUUGAUCGGAUUCUCUAUUCACAGAGCCAGCGACAUGUCAGAUACAUCAC